CUCCUCUUACUGCUGGUUAUGAAGCUCGUGUGACCCGAGAGGCCAGACUGUCUGCAGAGAGCACCGCAGGUUGUUAAGUUAUGGACGCUUCUGGCAAAACACCUAUUAAAUACAGUGAAGGACCGAAGGAAGAUUUAAAGGCAGGUGAAGCGGCUUCUCCUGCUCAAGGCGGGAGCUCUUGCCUGAAGAGCAUGCGGGGCUGCAUCCCGCCGGAGUACCAACUUGAGCUGGUACAACUUUUCCAACUAGCGGGGCCGGUGGUAAUUUCCCAGUUGAUGGUCUUUAUGCUCAGUUUCGUCAGCACAGUGUUCUGUGGUCACCUGGGAAAAACUGAACUUGCAGGAGUAUCAUUGGCAAUUGCGGUGGUUAAUGUCACUGGUAUUUGCAUCGGAACUGGUUUGUCGUUAACUUGUGAUACCCUGAUAUCUCAGACGUAUGGGAGCGGUAACUUGAAGCGUGUGGGUGUGAUUCUCCAGAGAGGGAUUCUGAUUCUGCUGCUGGCCUGUUUCCCCUGCUGGGCCGUCAUCAUCAACACUGAACCUCUCCUCCUCGCUGUCCAGCAGAGCCCCGAGGUCGCCAGUCUUGCCCAGCUGUAUGUGAAGAUCUUCAUGCCUGCUCUGCCGGCAGCCUUUAUGUACCAGCUGCAAGGGAGGUAUCUUCAAAAUCAGGGAAUUAUAUGGCCUCAGGUGAUAACUGGAGCAGUUGCAAAUGUCCUAAAUGCUUUCAUCAACUACAUCUUCCUCUAUCGUCUGGAUAUGGGUGUUGCUGGAUCUGCAACAGCUAAUGCCAUCUCUCAGUAUUUGCUGGCUGUGGUCUUGUAUGUUUACAUCUGCUGGAGGGGUCUGCACAAGGCCACAUGGGGAGGCUGGUCACUCGACUGUCUACAGGAGUGGGGACCCUUCGUCCAGUUGGCCAUUCCCAGUAUGCUCAUGCUUUGUCUGGAGUGGUGGAUGUUUGAAGUGGGAGGAUUCCUGGCCGGUGUGAUUAGCGAGGCUGAGCUGGGAGCUCAGUCGAUAACCUAUCAGCUGGCUGUUGUAGCUUACAUGUUCCCACUAGGAUUCUCUGCUGCUGCCAGUGUGCGGGUUGGAAAUGCUCUUGGUGCAGGAAACAUAGAGCAAGCCAAGUUAUCGAGUAAAGUCCCCAUCAUCUGUGCAUUCAUAAUUGCAUGUUUUGUUGGAGCGAGUCUCAGCAUCGCCAGAAAUGUCGUCGGAUACAUUUUCACCUCAGAGCAAGAAAUUUUACACAGGGUUGCCGACGUCAUGUUUGUAUUUGGUUUCACGCAUCUUGCUGAUGCUGUCGCGGGUGUGGCUGGAGGAGUUCUUAGAGGAGCAGGAAAACAGAUGGUUGGUGCUCUGUGUAACCUGGUGGGAUACUACUUCAUUGGCUUCCCCAUUGGUGCGUCCCUAAUGUUUGCAGCGAACAUGGGGAUUGUAGGACUAUGGACAGGACUUACUGUUUGUGUGCUAAUGCAGUCGAUUUUCUUCAUUGCAUUUCUGUACAAACUUGAUUGGAAGAAGGCUGCUGAAGAGGCUCGUGUGAGAGCAGGAGUCCAGGUCAAAGAAGAAAAAGAGAUGGACAGGAUUGAAAACACAGACCCGAAUCAUAACCAGGCCCAGGUCAGUACUACUGCAUCCAGUUGUGAGGGUACUGAGGAGGAUCAUGCAUACCAGGAGGUGCAUGGGCCGGGCCAGAAUAAAUCCACUAAUACUACAGUGGGAGAUGUUCUCUCAGUAACGCAACUGGUUUUGCGGCGUGGACUGACAUUGCUGGCCAUGGUCGUCAUCCUCGUCGCUGGAAUCUUCGCUUACAGCUUCCUCAUCAAGCUGCUGAAAUGAGAUGCAGAGCUGGCAAUCAGAGUGAUGGUUGUCAAGUUUGGUAGCAUAAAGUUCCACUAAACAAUAUUAUUAUGUUAGCACUGAAUCACCUUGUAGUAUGAAAGGGUUAUUCAUGCUGCUGAUCCCACUGAGGAUCAACAGUUCAGUCUGCAGAUUUAUACAGCCUUUAGUGCCACCAUCAGACCCUCUCAUACUGUAUGUAAGUAGACAGCCACACAGGUGACAAGAGUUGCACAUAGAUGGAUAGGCAGAUAGAUACUUUAUUUAUCCCCUAGGUGAAAUUCAUGAUACAUGUAGCAAGCUGAAGGGACCUAGGUAUCUAUGUUUGAGGAGGUAGCAGACCAAACCAGGGCUGAAAUACAAAUUGUUAAACUUGGAGUAUUGGGAUGCUUAUGUUGUAGAUUUUCUGUUAAAUGUGUGAUAAACAUCAGGCAGGUUUUUGCUAUCAUGAUAGUCAUGACAAAAGCUGAUGUAGUGCUUUAUGCCAGUGCUUUUUACUCUAAUUUUUGUCUUGGGGUUUUGUGACCCCUUGAGGUUAAAAGAAAUGCAACUUAAAUGAACCUGUUAGGACAUGCCAUGUUUGCUUCAGCAUUCAGAUAUUAGCUGUGUCCCAAUUCAGGGGUCACAUCCAUCAGAGGAUGUGGUCUACAAAGGCAUGGCCCUUUCGUAGACCGCAAAGAUCUAUGGGAUGGAUUCUCGUUUUGCGUCACCAGCUGUGCCCGCCAUUACUGUUGCAUCACAAAGUGCAGCUCCUGUCAGAGGGUUUUUAUCAGUUGUACCGUUAGCUGUUGAACAGAGCUGAAACCCAAUAACUAGAUUUAAAAGUGUAAUCCUGGGGCUCUCUGUUUGCGUUGCUUGCUCCCAUGUUAUUUUCAUUACCAUUGAAUGAAUCUUGGGAUAUGUUGGGUCACAAAGGAUCCACCCGUUGUUCAGGAAAUGGACGCAUUUCUCUGCCGCACUUGAAGGAGCCUUCAAAAUGGGAGUAGUCUAGUUGUGCCGCUGUGACGCAAUUGGCCUUCAAACACAGCCUCUGUAGGAUGUGGCCCCUGAAUUAUGCCCCAUAACAAGCACCAGGAGUAAAGUGCUGUACAUGUUUAUGUUUCAUACAGAACAUGCCAAAGUUCAGGAUUGUUUCGUUUAGAGUAACAAUUUUGAGACUUUUACAAUCUGUUCAGUCAGUUUAAAUGAAGACAAGUGUAUUUUUCAGUAGGAAUAUAUAAAUAGUGACAACACAUUCCACAGUGGGACAGCUGAUAGACAUUGUAAGAUUAUAUGACACUAGUGCUCCUUAUUUUCUCUUUAAAGGGUUGUGCAACACCAAAACAUAAAAACUGUGAU
This is a messenger RNA of Seriola dumerili (greater amberjack), 3173 nucleotides long. RefSeq names its product multidrug and toxin extrusion protein 1-like. Bases 81 to 1835 code for a protein of 584 amino acids. NCBI's taxonomy places the organism in Eukaryota, Metazoa, Chordata, Actinopteri, Carangiformes, Carangidae. The record is from RefSeq and is a predicted model, not a curated record. The transcript is spliced from 16 exons. Gene Ontology annotation, biological process: xenobiotic detoxification by transmembrane export across the plasma membrane. Gene Ontology annotation, cellular component: membrane. Gene Ontology annotation, molecular function: xenobiotic transmembrane transporter activity; antiporter activity.